AGAAUUUUCUUCCUUCCAGAAUAUAAAGUAGUUUCAUAAGAAAAUAUAGUGUUAAGAAUGGAUCCUGCAACAGCCAUAGCACGUUCUAAGGAGAACAUUCAACCAUUGCGUUAUGGUCGAAAUGCUACACAACUAGGAACUGCAUUAAGAGCACAAGAGGAUGCAGAUGCUCAGCAGUUACUCUUACAAGAGAAGCAAAUGUAUGAAGCUGCGAUUAAAAAUUAUGAGGGAGAUGAUCCUUUGGAAAAUUGGUACGAGUAUAUACUGUGGGUAGAGCAAAGUUAUCCAAAAAGUGGACACGAGUCCCAUAUUGGUAAACUUUUGCAACAAUGCUUAGCUAUGUUUGAGAAGGAGGUCAAGUAUCAUCAAGAUCGUAGAUAUAUACGUCUUUGGAUUAAUUAUAUUAGCAUGCAGAAAAAUCCAUUAGAGCUGUAUCAACUUUUAUAUAACAAUGGAAUUGGGACUAUGGUUGCAGAUAUGUACAGGGCAUGGGCUUUUGAAUUAGAACAGAUAGAAGAUUAUAAACGUGCCGAUAAGGUUUAUUUAAUGGGUCUGUCUGCCAAAGCAGAACCUCAAGAUGAAUUGGAUUAUGCUCACAAGAAUUUUCAAUUAGCAGUUGCCCGUAUAACAUUGGGUCACACCGACGAUCGUAAUGAAAGGUCACUACUCGAGCAACGUCAGGCUUUUAGUUCUUUAAGAGCAAUAAAAGCUGGAAGAAAAGUUGGCAGCGUACGCAUAGGGCAUCGUGUACGCGAACAUUAUCCCGGUAUUGUUCCACAAAUUCCAUCAGUGAUGCAUAAUCCAAAUUCUAGGAUACCUAUAUAUCAGGUACGAAAAGACCGGAAAAUAUUAAAGAGACAAGCGUGAACAUUGAGGUAUUUUUAACAGGAUGAUGUUCCUGGUGAUAUGAAGAGUACUAGUAUACUAGACCAUGUUCCAGUAGAAGAUACAAUUCAUAAAGAAAACACUAUUAAACCUGGUCCAUGGAAUGGUAAUGGAAACAAACGGUGUCCACUAAUAACGUCUGUCACAAAAUCCUCUUUCAAAGUUCAUGAGGAUCAGCUCGAUGAAUUUGACGGAGGCAAAUUACGAUUAUUCCCGAACCAUACAUAUUUUUUCGACGGCAGUAAAUAUCCCGAGUAUUUAACAGUGCCUGUAUUUGUACCCGAUGCUCCGAAUCCAAAUAUUAUAUUAAGACCGCAUUAUCCAAAAGAUUUAGUGUACGCUAAUACUAUGGAUAUAAGCAUGGAGGAAGUUAGGGCUCAACGGUAUCUGCAAAGAGCACAAGCUGUGGAGAAGAGAAAUGAAACGCAUGAUAUAAGAGAAACUGAACAGCAAGUCCAUCACAACAGCUACGAGGCCGAGCAACAGAGACAUAAUAUCUCUUUACAGGAGAUGCUAAGACAAAGACAAGAGCUAUCAGAGAGACACAAAAAGCUGCAACAGCAACAAAGAGAAGCCGAACAGUUCGAACUGGAUAGGCAAAGGCUUCAGGCCGAGCAAGAAAGACUUCAGAUACAGCAGUACGAAGCUGAAAAUCUGGCGUUAGAGAACCAAAGGCGCGAGGCAGAACAACGAGAGCUAGAAAGACUGGAAGUUGAACGAAUGGAGGCAGAAAGACUCGAAGCGGAGAGGCUUGAGGCACAGAGAAUAGAAGCGGAAUUGAAUUCGCAGCAUAAAUUGCAAGCUUCCAGUUUCAUGCAUCACCAUCACACGUCGUCCUUAAGUACCGAACCUGAGGAACACUUGCUCGGACAAAGCCUUACAGUGAACACAAAGGAAGCAGUGUCCGCCGUGCAGGACAUGUGGCGUUCACCUGACACAGGACCUGCAGGUCUCAGUUUUCGUAGUACCAUGACACCUAGAAUUCCUGACUCGAAACUUUUAAAAUUGGGUUUCGACAUACAUAUGGAUAGCUCUAUGACUCAGCAUGCGAUGUCUAGUAGUAAGCACCAUUCAGGAUACAACGUGCAACCAUAUAAUGAUCAAGAGAACCAUCAAAACUAUUCCGUUCAUCAGAGUUACUCCAAUCAGGAACAUCAGACCUCUUACAGUUCUGCACUACACAACACGUACCAGUAUCAAAUGCAGCAACAUCAUGAGCAGCGAGUACAACCAUCCCAUUCCCGGUCGCACCAUUCGCAGCAUCAUCAGCAGCUAAUGCAAACACAUCAGCAGGCCCAUGUGAUGGCGCACCAUCAGUCCCUUUCUCAUCCUUCGCAUUUGCAAAGUCACAGUCAGAUUCAACACCAUCAGACACAUCAUCAGCCGCAUCAAGCAUCGCCUAAUCAGCAUCUUCAUCAUCAAUCGCAUCAACACAUGCAACAUAUGCAGCACGCUGUAUACGGCAGUAUGACACCGAACGAUAUCCCGUAUCAACAGUAUCCCACGCAGUUGGACUCCCCGUUGCUGCAGCAAAACGUGGAACCUCCGAAACAACUUCAUUAUUCUCCGUAUCACGAACCGGACAUCGAAACCAGCAAACCGUACAGAAUGCCUCCUGAGUUACCGUACAUUAAAUCCCCAGGCAUGAAUCGUAGAGACAUCAAAUACCUCGAAGGUGCGGAAGACAAGGAAAAUGCUAUAGUAGUCGACUAUAACGGGCCGAUGGAAGACAACAUGACAUCUAAACCGGCCGAAGAAAACAAUCUCUAUAUUGACGAAAGCCUUGGUAUUAGUCCGUUAUCCGGCAACAAUGACACAUGUUUUACCGAGGCAUUUAAUACGCAACUGACUAGCUCUACACCUAUGACUAAUCAUUUUAAACAAUCCUACAAAGGAGUUGAAGGAGCGCCGCAAUAUUCGAACCAAUGCACAGGACCUCAACCGAAUUCAGAGGCGCCGAACGGUGAAGGCGAGGAGAAAUUGAGCGUUAUAUUAGAGUCGACUAGGGAAUAUAUUUCAAGCAGUUCUGGUAGCAGCGCCCAUACAAGAACCGCGGCUGCGUUAGGGUUCACAUUGACGAAGGAAGAUUUGGUUCCUAUAAAAGAACAAGGUGAAAGCGAAGAAGGUGCAGAUGUUCCGCUGUUUGCAAGUCAACCGUACGAGCCCAAGAUGCAAGCUCAGAUUCAAGCUGUGCACGCUCAAAGCCCUCGUACGGUGCAACGUAACGUGGAUCAAAUUACGUCUGAAAUUAAGAAGAAUUGCGAUCUACGAAAGUCGAUUAAUUUUAAACUGAACGAGAUCGAGGAACAAGAGAAGGUCGAUACGAUGGAGUGCGAGGAACAUCUUGAACCUAUGGAACAAGCCGAAGAGGAAGUCUUUGAGUUCCCAUCGGGAGAUAUAAAUCCAUUUGACAAAAUUUUAAUAGCUGGUCUUUUAAAGAAAAUUAAAUUCCCCCAACCCCAUCACGCAGAAGGAUACGUGAGAUUAGAUACGAAUUUAAAUAAGUUUGUGCCUUCUACUAUGGUUAUGCUUGGUAAUGAAGCGUACGAUUUGGAAAAGUGCCUUGGAAAGGGAAUGUAUGGUACAGUAUUCAAAGCAGUUAAUCUGCAAACAGGUCAGACGGUUGCACUGAAAACUCAAAAGCCUGCUUGGAUUUGGGAAUUUUAUAUCACUAGAGAAAUAAAGGCUCGUCUGACCAAUCCACACGUGUUACGUGGAUUCAUGGACGUCUCGAUGGCAUAUGUUGCAAAUAACAGCAGUGUACUAGUCUCGGAGUAUUCGAAAUUUGGAACAUUGUUAGCGGUAACGAAUCAGAUAAAGAUUGCCACGGGUAAACCAUUGGUGGAGCACUUAGCUAUAUUCUUUACAAUCGAAAUGUUACAAAUUGUAGAGUACUUACAUAAAUGCCAAAUAAUUCACGGAGAUAUUAAACCAGAUAAUUUUCUAUUGAUGCGUCUACCUACGGAAGAUGUAAGGCCAACAAUACAGCUAAUAGAUUUCGGGUGUAGCAUAGAUAUGAGUCUGUUGCCAGAGAAAACAACAUUCACUCAAGUCAUAAAAACAGAAGACUUUACGUGCAUUGAAAUGCAAACUGGUAGACCAUGGACUUACCAGACAGAUUUGUAUUGUUUAGCCGCGACGAGUCAUUGUUUGCUAUUUGGUAACUAUAUGAGAGUAUCGAAUGUUGGCGGCCGUUGGUUCAUUACCUCGAAAAUACCAAGGUAUAUGAAGAAACCUGCGUGGGAGCAAUUUUUCACAGAAUUAUUGAACAUUGAGUCGUGCGAGAAAAUGCCAGAUUUAUCGAAAUUGCGUAACAUGAUGGAGGAAUCGUUAGCGCAAAUGCCGGACGUGCAGCAAAAAAUUAGAAAUUUUGUCAAUAUUUUGAACAAACGAUAACACUUACUGAACGUGCUGUAUCGAAUGUUAUGUCCCAAUGUGUGCACAUAUUUAGCAAAGAACCUGGAAGGGGAGAAAACCAG
This is a messenger RNA of Dufourea novaeangliae, 4364 nucleotides long. RefSeq lists its product as uncharacterized. The record is from RefSeq and is a predicted model, not a curated record. The transcript is spliced from 13 exons. Gene Ontology annotation, biological process: protein phosphorylation; meiotic sister chromatid cohesion, centromeric; mitotic spindle assembly checkpoint signaling. NCBI's taxonomy places the organism in Eukaryota, Metazoa, Arthropoda, Insecta, Hymenoptera, Halictidae. Gene Ontology annotation, molecular function: ATP binding; protein kinase activity.